AUGAUAGAGGGUCAUGGGUGGCGCCUCUCGUCAUGUCCAUUUUCUCCCGUGAAGCGUUCAUUCCAAAGCAAUGUUCAGAACUAUACCGACGAGGAACAUCAAGUAGGAGUGGUGUGCUCAAUGACGUUCAUCUAUAAGACCGGAUACUGUACAAGGAAAACAGGCAAACGAGUCGGAGCCAUCGUCUCGCGAUACGCUCACCUUCCACCACAACAGAUCACCGAAGAUUUUUGCGUCAUCGGAGAGCAUUCGACUACAUGUUUCUGCAGAGAGACCGGUUGUAACACGAACGUUCGAAUAAUCAUUAAUAUUUUCAACUCUAAUCUCAACCGCAGAAAGGAGUGGAUGACUCGUUAUCACAAAUACAACAGAGUAUUUGUCCCACCAAACGAAACAGACGUGGAAGAUCUUGACGAUUGUUUAUUUAACGAGUUUCCCGUCAGGUGGUCC
Cooperia oncophora is the source of this 450-nucleotide messenger RNA. NCBI's taxonomy places the organism in Eukaryota, Metazoa, Nematoda, Chromadorea, Rhabditida, Trichostrongylidae. The record is from the annotation of a GenBank genome assembly.